Messenger RNA from Dicentrarchus labrax (European seabass), 552 nucleotides. RefSeq names its product gamma-crystallin M2-like. Gene Ontology annotation, molecular function: structural constituent of eye lens. The transcript has 3 exons. Bases 25 to 552 code for a protein of 175 amino acids. NCBI's taxonomy places the organism in Eukaryota, Metazoa, Chordata, Actinopteri, Moronidae. The record is from RefSeq and is a predicted model, not a curated record. Gene Ontology annotation, biological process: lens development in camera-type eye; visual perception.
AGUUCGUCCCCCACUGAUAUAACAAUGGGAAAGAUCAUAUUCUACGAGGACAGAAAUUUCCAAGGUCGGCACCAUGAGUCCACGAGCGACUGUGCCGACCUUCACCCCUACUUCAACCGCUGCAACUCCAUCCGGGUGGAGAGCGGCUGCUUCAUGGUGUAUGAGAGACCCCACUAUUUGGGCCACCAGUACUUCCUCCGCAGGGGGGAGUACUCUGACAACCAGCGCUUGAUUGGAAUCAACGACUGCAUCCGCUCCUGCCGCAUGAUUCCCAUGCACCGUGGUUCCUACAAAAUAAAACUGCAUGAGCGUCCAGACAUGGGCGGUCAAAUGCACGAGGUGAGCGACGAUUGCCCCAACGUCCAGGACCGCUUCCAUAUGUCUGACAUUAACUCGUGCAAUGUGGUUGACGGCCACUGGCUGCUCUACGACCAGCCCAACUACAAGGGAAGAACCUACUAUCUGAGACCCGGCGAAUACCGCAGAUACAGCGACUGGGGCGGCGCCAGUCCAAGGAUCGGCUCGCUCAGGCGAAUCACUGACUUUAACUAG